ACAGUGCAAGAGUUUAUUUCCAAGUAUACGAUCCCGCAAAUAGAGUAGUGCAAGGAUGCGUUCGAUUUAUUUGCUGCUGCUAGUUUUUGCUGUGACACCGCAAGCAUUCGCCCAACAACCAGAUUGUCAACUCUAUAGAAAUGGUGAAGCCUUUCCGGACGAUAACAAUUGCAAUCGGUAUUAUGUUUGUAGGCGAGGAAGAGCUAAGUUACGUAACUGUCGUCGGGGAUUGUUAUUCGAUUCCAUAUCGGGGGUGUGUACCCGUCCCGAGCUUUCUGACUGCAGUAGGAGGAAUUGGGACAACAUACCACGACUACCACCACCACCGCCACGACCUUUUAUAGAAGCAUCACCACCUUGUACAAGAGCACCACCACCUUGUACAACAACCCCACCACCUUGUACGACAACUCCACCACCUUGUACAACAACCCCACCACCUUGUACAACAACCCCACCACCUUGUACGACAACUCCACCACCUUGUACAACAACUCCACCACCUUGUACGACAACAAUUUGUGCGCCAACAUCGACAACCUGUACAACAGCAACAACAUGUACACCAGAGACAACAACGAAGGUAACCACUACUAAAACAACUACAACAAAAACAACUACAACAAAAACAACUACAACAAAAACAACUACAACAAAAACAACUACAACAAAAACAACCACAUGCGCAACCGAGUCUCCGACAACACCAUGCGCUUGCAAACAGGAUACACCGGCACCAACAACAUGCACGACAACAACUUGUGCCCCAGCAACAACAACAAAAACAACUACAACAAAAACAACUACAACAAAAACAACUACAACAAAAGCACCUACAACGACAACAACAACAUGCGCGACCGAGUCUCCGACAACACCAUGCACUUGCAAACAGGAUACACCAGCACCAACAACUUGUGCAUCAACAACGACAACUUGUGCACCAACAACCACUAAGGCAACUACUACUAAAACAACUACAACAAAAACAACCACAACAAAGGCACCAACAACAACAACAUGCGCAACCGAGCCUCCGACAACACCAUGCACUUGCAAACAGGAUACACCGGCACCAACAACCUGUACAACAACAACAACAACAUGUACACCGACACCAACAACCUGCACAACAACACCAUGCACACCGACACCAACAACCUGUACAACUACAACAUGCGCAACCGAGCCUACGACAACACCAUGUACUUGCAAACAGAAUACACCGGCACCAACAACCUGUACAACAACAACAACAACAUGUACACCGACACCAACAACGUGCACAACAACAACAUGCACACCGACACCGACAACGUGCACAACAACACCAUGUACACCGACACCGACAACCUGCACAACAACACCAUGUACACCGACACCAACAACCUGCACAACAACAACAUGCACACCGACACCGACAACCUGCACAACAACAACAUGCACACCGACACCGACAACCUGCACAACAACACCAUGCACACCGACCCCGACAACCUGCACAACAACACCAUGUACACCGACCCCGACAACCUGCACAACAACACCAUGCACGCCCACUCCCUGCCCAGCAAACUUAGUAUACUACGAUGACCGUUAUUAUGGUUACGAUAAUUACAACAGUUACGACAAUUACAAUGAAUACGACAGCACCGAUCGCAUUAUACGCGUGAUGACUUCGUCCAGAGAUUGUGAAGCCUUGCCCGAUGGCACUUACCUUGUAGAUCGUCGCCGUUGCAGUCGUUUCUAUGUGUGCCUCUAUGGACAAGUGGUGAGAUUGAAUUGCCCGAGAGGCUCAUGGUUCGAUCGUGAGUUAGAGUCUUGCCGUCCUCGUCGCGAGGUGACGAACUGUCGCUAAAUGUUAUUGAAAAACUUAGCAAAUAGCAGACAAACGUUAAUGGACAGAGAAUAUUAUGAAAUUACUAAUAAUGCUGAUAAGGUGCUCAACAAUUCCCUGGGCUCAAAUGUACACAUUAUUAAUGAAUUCGUGAUAUUAAAAAUGUAUCAUAUUUUUCGAUUAAGUUUUGUGCGCACAUAAACUUAUCUAUUACUAACACUCAAAUAUAAAGUAUUGUAACCCGAGCAUUCCAAAAACGUGAAA
This is a messenger RNA of Ceratitis capitata (Mediterranean fruit fly), 2101 nucleotides long. RefSeq names its product mucin-2-like. The transcript is spliced from 2 exons. Gene Ontology annotation, molecular function: chitin binding. The record is from RefSeq and is a predicted model, not a curated record. The coding region runs from base 56 to 1858 and encodes 600 amino acids. Lineage: Eukaryota; Metazoa; Arthropoda; Insecta; Diptera; Tephritidae. Gene Ontology annotation, cellular component: extracellular region.